AUGGCGUCACUCGGCGACGACCAAGCUGCCGCGGAGCUGCUGGACGAAGUUGACGCGGAGCUGCGUGAGCAGGCAGCUGAAGAAUCAGCAAACGUGUUUGUGUCCAUCGCGGGAGCCGCGAGUAAUAACCCGAGAGCCUUUGUCAAAUAG
This is a messenger RNA of Phytophthora nicotianae INRA-310, 150 nucleotides long. RefSeq lists its product as hypothetical. Bases 1 to 150 code for a protein of 49 amino acids. The transcript has a single exon. The record is from RefSeq and is a predicted model, not a curated record. Lineage: Eukaryota; Oomycota; Peronosporomycetes; Peronosporales; Peronosporaceae.